Molecule: messenger RNA, 1380 nt
Organism: Annulohypoxylon truncatum
Lineage: Eukaryota; Fungi; Ascomycota; Sordariomycetes; Xylariales; Hypoxylaceae
Product: ribonuclease P 40kDa subunit
Exons: 6
Coding region: 107-1189 (360 amino acids)
Biological process (GO): tRNA 3'-end processing; tRNA 5'-leader removal; endonucleolytic cleavage in ITS1 to separate SSU-rRNA from 5.8S rRNA and LSU-rRNA from tricistronic rRNA transcript (SSU-rRNA, 5.8S rRNA, LSU-rRNA)
Cellular component (GO): ribonuclease MRP complex; multimeric ribonuclease P complex
Molecular function (GO): ribonuclease MRP activity; ribonuclease P activity
Source: RefSeq, a predicted model, not a curated record
GUUGAUAACUUCUCUCCACUACUGCUACGUUUAGGCAAUACAAUAUUGCUGUCUAUCGCGCGGUACAGCGCUGUGCAUACCGAAAUCUGGUGUCCAUUAAAGAAAAAUGCUUUCUUUUGCGACGCCAAGCGUCUAUCAGUCUUCAAAAUGCUUCGUCACAUACGGUGUAAUGAGCCAUCUUGAACCUGGACAGCUUCCAGCCAAGGGGAAACCGUGGAGCGCACUUCUAGCGCAGGACUUCGUGCACAAGGUUGACUUAAUUCUUCCACAAGAGCUAUUGCAGGUUGUGAAGGAUAAGAUAACCGGUGACCCUAGCAGAGAAGCACCUGAGUUCUACAAGGUUAUCAUGAGACUCGGACAGAUCCUAGAGGGAGAUUUCUUCACUGAAUAUAUCAAGAUAGGAAACAUCAUGAUGAUCUCAGAAGGAAGGAUAGGCACCGACAAUGUGUUUUCCCUAAAAGAAGGCGUUCUUACGCUGUAUCUUGAUAAGGAGACGUAUGAGCGGGCUGGACUUGUUGGCAAGCCUCAUGGAGUAAAGGGCAAACGUGGAUCUAAGCCUCGAUGGAUUGUUCAGUUCGAUCUUCGAAGUCCAUCGAUGCUCCACGGCAAGAAGGGGUUUGAUAGAUUGGCAUAUGCAUGCAAAAAUGUGCUAAAUACCCCAAUCACCUGGCUUUUCCACAAUCUGUCUAAGACACCUGUCCCGGAUCCUCUUUCACAGCAUUAUCCCACUAAGUAUACAUCGACCCCUGGGAUUUCCGGAGAUCUUUUCAUGAAAGUUCCGUCAUUGAAACCUCCGCCAGCCAUCAUCUCCAGUCAAAACCGGUUAGAUCUAGAGGAAUUCGCCACUGAAAUAUAUGAAUGGCUGUCACUAGUUCGCCUUGAUAGCCCACGAGUGGAUGCAGACGAUAAGAUCGACCCUUACUUGUCAUGUUACGCAGUUCCCGGCGACAUGGAGGAUGUUCGGAAAGAGAAGCUGUGUCGAAUCAGUUGGCAAGGAUUCAUACCACCAAAGUGGACUCAGCAAACCUUGGUGGAUGUCAUCCUUGCUCUGCCAUCGAAAUCAUGGUUCUCGUUGAGUGUAACAUCAUUCCCGAAAGGUAUCAUUGGAGAUAGUGCAGACUGCACCGUCUUAAGGCCACCUAACUCUCCAGGAGAGUAUUUCCUCUGGGAUAUCAAGAAGCAUGAUUGAGAAACAUGAUCCCACAUCUGACACGUCAAUUUGAACUAAUCUUGCCUCGACCGGACAUUGCGACCUGCCCAACUCUGAUCUGCGACGGCAUCUUGAAUCAGUCGUCUCAAUUCUGCCUGGCCAGCUUCGGAAUGAAAGUCAUCCCGCUCAGCUAGUUGUUCUAUCCUUCUUCGUAAUUCAGAAUCGACUUC